AUGAAUGUAAAUUUUAGAACAAUUCUUGGAAAAACAUAUACAAUAACAGUACAGCCCAAUCAAACCCUAACUGAUGCUAAGCGAAUACUUUCUGUCCAAGAGGAUAUAUCAUUAGAAAAAGCACAAUUUAUUUAUCGAGCUGAAAUCUUACAAGAAAAUAUCCCAUUUAGCACCUUACAAAUUCAACAAGAUCGUUAUAUAGUAAUUCAUAAUAGUUCUCCUAAAAAAGCAACACCAAUACAACCACCUCCUGUCGAAAAUAAUCCACCGAAUUCCGAGCUUGAUAGUUUUGAGCCACCAAAUCAAGCGACACGGCCUCCAUUAGAUAAUAUAAUAGACGAAUCAGAUGAAUUCAAUCGAGAUGUUAAAGCUUUAGUUGAAAUGGGAUUUACCAAGGAACAAGCCAUCCAAGCUUUGAGAACAACAGGGAACAAUCUAGAUUCGGCAAUUAGUUUACUUGUUUCAGAAAAUGCUCCAAUACCAGAAGAAAUAUUAGCAAUGAAUAAUUCACCCUCACAACAACCACCCCCUAACACACGACCGCCACCUACUGUGGAAUCUUCAAAUUCUGGUCAAAAUACUGGACGUUAUAGAGAUUUCCAAGGUGAUUAUGAUAAAUUAUCAUCUUCAGAGAAAGAGGCAUUAGAAAGGCUUGAUACAUUAGGAUUUGAUCCGACAACAACAAUUCAAAUAUUCAUUGUUUGUGGUAAAGAUGAAGAACAAGCAAGGAAUUGCCUUAGUUCAUUAAGAUAA
Trichomonas vaginalis G3 is the source of this 753-nucleotide messenger RNA. RefSeq names its product UV excision repair protein RAD23 family. Gene Ontology annotation, biological process: nucleotide-excision repair; proteasome-mediated ubiquitin-dependent protein catabolic process. The transcript has a single exon. Gene Ontology annotation, cellular component: nucleoplasm; cytosol. The record is from RefSeq and is a predicted model, not a curated record. Bases 1 to 753 code for a protein of 250 amino acids. Gene Ontology annotation, molecular function: proteasome binding; polyubiquitin modification-dependent protein binding; ubiquitin binding. Lineage: Eukaryota; Parabasalia; Trichomonadida; Trichomonadidae.